UCCUUUCUUAAGAUUCAAUUCGACUACUUACUAUGUUGAUUAUUUUUUAACCUAAUUUAUCCUUUCCGCUCUUUUCGCUCCGUCACGGAAAUGUAACCAAAAAUCGAACGCCGUAUUAUACUAACAUCGAUUUCUUAAUUAUUUGUUUUCAUAACACUUUCCUCGUUAUUCUUUUCGUCUCUCUACUUUUAGCAGUAACAUGCAUGCCAAAAUGAGAAAACUGUAAGAACAAACAGUUCUCUAACUCGCCGUUUCUGUUUGUAUACAUUAACAAUUGUGCCUACGGGCACGGUAGUUAGGCUUUCAUAGCUUUUCUUUUGCAUCGUUAAUUUUAAUUUCGCGUAUUGGUGUACUUAGAACUAAGCAGAAUAUUACGUUAACACAAUCACCAGAAAAAAACAGAAACAAAAAACAAACGAAUGGCACAACACACAUGUGCAUGUAUGUUGCUCGAUGGACACCAAACAGUACACUACCAAUCGGUGUACAAAAUCGUUCAAAGUGGAAAGUGGUUGCAACGGUUUCGCGUUUAUCUGUUACGGUUGUGACGAUUCUUAUCAACGUCGGUCGUACAGAGAGAUUGGGCUGCGUGCAUUCUUAUCGUGUUCGAGCCACCGAAAAAGCGAUCGAUGAACUUGAAGAACAGUUCGGUCCAAAGGUCUUUGGCGGUGUACAUUUUCAAUGUUUAGUUUCCAAACCCCGAAACAAUUUGAGACAUCGAAAGAACGGGUCAUGAGAAACUAUGGGUGACACAUUACGAGAUAGUGCGUGUGGUGGCACUGUGCUGGGAUAUGUAUUAAUCCUACGACGUUAGGACCGUGAGGAUCAGACUGUGCAAGCAACAAAGCCGGCUGCUGACCCGAUAGUCAAUAGCCGAUAACAUGCGGACAGGAAAUGCACCUUAUGUGUGCACGAAUGUGCAUGUGUGUUUGAUUUCUUUAUCGCAACCCGAGCCCGCGUACUCGACAUGCCGCAUGUGUUUCGUAUUUUUUAUGAUGGUUGGUACUGCGUGGCGUGGUGCAAAGUCCACAUGGCGAGAGGUAAACGCAUGUUGUUAAUAGUUCCCUUUGCUUCAGAAAAGAAGAUAAAGAGAGGUAGUAUUGAAAAGGGGAAUGGGACUGGUUCCGCCUUUCGCACGCCCCGGUGACCGAUAAGAAAUCGAACGAGGAAAGCGAAGAAAUAAAUAUGUUCGAGCUACAUUUUUCGUUCAAAAUUAGCUUACAAAUGGGUUUCUCAGGAGGCUCGUCGUAUAAAAUUAAGCUUCCAGAGCUUCCAAAGUCCAACAUUUCAAAGCUUUUCAAAAGCCUUUGUCACGAGGCACGUCACAGGGUUCCUGGUGCACCGUCAUAGAUUGUAAUUGGUUGCACGGUUGCAAUGGCGAAUUAUCACAAUCUCUGACCCUGGUUACCGUAAUCUUAACCGAAACCGAAACCGAAACCGAAAGCAGACCAGUAAGCUUUACUUUUAUGACACCUUCAAUCUGCAAUUGCAGUCCCAGAAAUCUGGCGAUACGUGAUGGUUGGUGCGGGGAGACGAUCACGAUAAGCUCUAGCGCAGUGGAGGGUGUAGGGGGAGUUGGGAAUUCACUGGACCCCCGGUCUCCUUACAUAACGAUCGUGUCCCCGUCCUAAGGCUCGUGGCGGAGAUUUGCAAAUCCCACACAUCAAUAAACUUUUAAUGCGCCCUCUUCACCGUUAUCGGGUGGUCGAGUUGGAUUAUUGUCGGUGGAGAUGUGUGGUAAUAUCGGUGGCUCACAGUCAAAGGUGGCAGAAAGUCCCGGGGAUAGUGCAUGUGUGAGAGUUUGGUGCAACCUGUUAAGCCAUCCAACCACCACCAGCGGAUUCCGUUUUGACGCAUCUAUGCCGUUAGGAGGAGAGGUUACUACGGGGUGUGGGUUGCAGUGCCUGUGCGAAUGCAUGGUGGUUAGAAGCUGGGAGUAAAACAAAAACAAAAACUCAAACAUUGUCCGGUUCGUUCUCUCUCCCAUGGAGUUAUCUGGCUGACCGGCAGUUGAGCGGACUUUUAUCAUGAUGUGCGUAAACCUGUGCUCGGGAUUUACAACCAAGGUUAACCAAAACGCGCCUGUAGGAUACAACCCGGGGAAAGAAAGCCCGAUACGAGAAUGUUGUCGCUUUCGUCGUAGUUGUCGUCGUAUUCGUCGUAUUCUUCUCGGGGUCGGGUGUUGGUUGGCAAGAUAAGAUUGGUGUGAUAAGUGAGGUUUCCCCCGUGGCAUAUCCUAACCGGCGGCCGGCACACCACCACCAAGGGCGCGAUUCCUUUGCAGGCUUUUUCCUGGUAGUAGUUGUUGCUCCGCUGUUACUACGUCUUUGGUUUUUGUGCGUUUUCUUGAGCCCAUGUGCUCUGUUGCUGCUGUUGCCGGUGGUGGUUACGCCUUUUAUGUUUGUGACCGUGCCGGUGCACCGUUCAGUUCGUGCUACUACACGCUACAGUGCGGUGGUUCUUGACAUCGAUCCGCUUCGGUUUCUCGUGUGCCGGUCCAGUGCUUGCCCUGCCCUGCUGUGUUGUGUUUUGAUCGCUGAGAAACGUUGUUACACUUCCCCAGGCUAGCCGACAGGACAUCGCGAUGACUCACAAACAGAAAGACAUGGAAAGCGUCUGGGUGCAGUCGGCGAUCGGGGCGAUCAAGAUCAUCACGAUGGUGUACGACAUCAUCACGAUGCCGAUCUAUCUGGCCAUCCAGCGACCCUGGAAACGAAGACAGCUCGCCCGCCGGGUGAAGGCCAAGAUCAUCCAGCAGGACAGCAGCUCGAUCACGUACCGGUCGGUCGAUUCGCCCGGUGAGAUGCACGUAAAGAUGAUGCAGAACAACAUCGACACGCUCGAGCGUAUGUUCAACUUCGUCACGAAGGUGCACACCACCAAGCGGUGCAUCGGUACGCGCCAGAUCCUGGGCGAGGAGGACGAGAUGCAACCGAACGGACGGAUGUUCAAGAAGUUCCGCAUGGGCGACUACGUGUGGCGCAACUUCAUCGAGACGGAGCACGCGGCCGCCUGCUUCGGUCGCGGCCUGCGCGAGCUGGGCCAGGAGCCGAAGCAAAACAUCGUCAUCUUUGCCGAAACGCGGGCCGAAUGGAUGAUUGCGGCGCACGGUUGCUUCAAGCAGAACAUGCCGGUGGUGACGAUCUACGCCACGCUCGGGGAUGACGGUGUGGCGCACGGUAUCAACGAGACGGAGGUAACGACCGUGAUUACGUCCCACGAGCUGCUGCCCAAGUUUAAGAGCGUACUGAACGUGACGCCGAAUGUGAAGAAAAUCAUCUUCAUGGAGGACCAGCUGCACCCGACCGAUACGACCGGCUUCAAGGAGGGCGUGGAAAUCAUCCCGUUCAGCAAGGUGAUCGAGAUUGGCAACACGAGCACGAUCCCUGGAUCCCCGCCGGCCGCUGAAGACACCGCCAUCAUCAUGUACACGUCCGGCUCGACCGGUACGCCCAAGGGUGUCCUGCUGUCGCACGCCAACUGUAUCGGCACGAUGAAGAACUUCUGCGAUAUCUUCAAAAUCUAUCCGGACGAUGUGCUGAUCGGGUUCCUACCGCUGGCGCACGUGUUUGAGCUGCUGGCCGAGAGUGUGUGCUUGCUCACGGGCGUACCGAUCGGCUACUCGACACCGCUCACACUGAUCGACUCGAGCAGCAAGGUGAUGAAGGGCUGCAAGGGCGAUGCGUCAGUGUUACGGCCGACUUGCAUGACCUCGGUACCGCUCAUCCUGGAUCGAAUUUCGAAGGGUAUCAACGACAAGGUGAACGCAGAAGCACCGAUGAAGAAAGCGUUCUUCAAGUUCGCGUACAACUACAAAUCGAAAUGGACUGCUCGUGGCUACCAGACACCGCUAAUGGACAAGAUUCUUUUCAAGAAGAUCGCAAAGUUGCUCGGAGGCCGCAUCCGCAGUGUACUGUCCGGUGGUGCUCCACUUGCACCGGAUACGCACGAACAGAUUAAGCUAUGCCUGUGCGUCGAUGUGAUCCAGGGUUACGGUCUUACGGAAACUACUGCCGGAGCGGCAGUAAUGGACAAAUGGGACAUGGAGUACAGCCGAGUCGGUGCACCGUCCUCAAGCAAUGACAUACGAUUGAUAAACUGGGAGGAAGGAAACUAUCGGGUCACGAAUAAGCCCUACCCGCAGGGCGAGAUCGUGGUCGGCGGGACAACCGUAUCGAAGGGCUACUACAAGCUCCCUGGCAAAACGCAGGAAGAUUUCUUCGAGGAGGACGGCCAGCGAUGGUUCCGUACCGGUGACGUGGGCGAAAUCCAUCCCGAUGGUGCGCUUAAGAUUAUUGAUCGUAAGAAGGACUUGGUGAAACUGCAGGCGGGCGAAUAUGUGUCGCUGGGCAAGGUGGAAUCGGAACUUAAAACAUGCCCCGUGGUGGAAAACAUCUGCGUGUACGGUGACUCCACGAAGCAGUACACCGUGGCGCUGGUUGUGCCGAAUCCGAAACAUCUGGAGGAGAUCGCAGAGCGGCUGGACAUUCGCGGGGUCGAGUUUGAGGACCUGUGCGACAACAAGAAGUUGGAAAAGGCCGUACUGCAGGAACUGGCUGACCAUGGUCGUAAAUGCAAACUGCACCGUAGCGAAAUUCCCGCCGCCGUACACCUGUGCAAGGACAUCUGGACGCCCGAUAUGGGUCUGGUGACGGCCGCCUUCAAGCUGAAGCGCAAAGACAUCCAGGAACGGUAUCAGGCCGAAAUUAGCAAGAUGUACGCGUCGUAGAUUGCGUUGUUGGUGGUACCGGCUAUAUUAGCACCAACAGUCAAACUACUUCCACAAAACAACACAACAACCCACAACGCGCGCAUGCAGACAUACAAACCAUACACACAACAUACCAAGAGAAAGAAGAAGCGCGAUUUGUACGUAAGGCUGUAGAAAUUAUUCACAUAGAACGAACGCAAAGACAGCAAGCUCUAAAAGUAGCAUUACGCAUAUAAGAUCCGUGAUCGUCGUCGCACCCGUCACCGGUGCGUGAGCUAUCGCGGACGAUGGGCGCCAAAAUCGCUUCGAUCUCUUCGUUCGCUCUCUUACCAACACCUACCCCCUCCGGCCCUGGCUCUCCGUCAGUGCGUUCGCGCUCUUCUCGUGCUCCUUUCGCUCAGAGGCAUGGCACUGGAAUUACUUUGCGAACUGUUUGAAAAGGACAUCACCUCCCAAUCCUCCCCACACCCAUUAUAUCCAUCCUCGGAACCAUGUGGAUGGAUUGUACCAUUGGGUACUAAGUGUAAAGCAACACUACUACUACUACCAAGCUGUGGCGCUGGACGUUCAAGCAAGCAGGGGCAGAGGAACACAAGGAGCAAAGCAACAUUUCACACACUACCGAUGGAAAGGAAUUGCAUUCGAGAGGAAAAAAAAUGGGGAAAAUGCACCCGUGGAGAUGCGAAGAGGGAAAGUGAGAGAGGGAGAGAAAGAGAGUAAUAGAGAGAUAAAGCCGACAAGAUGAAGUUUUGUUUCAUCUUCUUAAGUAAUGCUAAUGCUAGUGCGGCACCCACCACGUGGCUAGUCGUAUUUCUGGUACCUUCGAGUGGAGUAAUAUUGUUUUUUGUUUGUUUGUUUGAUCGUUUUUUCGUUUCAUUAUGCAUAUACAUUUUUUCUACUCGUCAUCGGUUUCUUCCUGUACUUCUUGGUUAGCUAUAGUUUAUCGUUUUUGUAUUUUUUAGUACGAUAGAGCACACAGCGCACGACGGUUGCGCGUUCGUUCACCUCGAUAUGUGUGAGGUGUGCGUGCGUAGUGUGAGAAAAAAGAAGAAGAAAAAAAAGCGCGAUUAUAAACAUUACAAUUGAG
This is a messenger RNA of Anopheles gambiae (African malaria mosquito), 5798 nucleotides long. RefSeq names its product fatty acid CoA ligase Acsl3 (gene Acsl). NCBI's taxonomy places the organism in Eukaryota, Metazoa, Arthropoda, Insecta, Diptera, Culicidae. Gene Ontology annotation, biological process: long-chain fatty-acyl-CoA metabolic process; long-chain fatty acid metabolic process; neuron differentiation. Gene Ontology annotation, molecular function: palmitoyl-CoA ligase activity. The transcript is spliced from 9 exons. Gene Ontology annotation, cellular component: lipid droplet; plasma membrane; endoplasmic reticulum. The record is from RefSeq and is a predicted model, not a curated record. Bases 2585 to 4729 code for a protein of 714 amino acids.